UAUUUUUAACAAAGCAAAAAGACCAUUGAACCCAUCCUCUUCUUCCCGCUGUUUCCUCUCUCCAUCUCCCUCUUCACCUCUCCUUCCUCAUCAGACUAACCUAAACCAAAGAUUCUCGCCGCGAAUUGGCUUUUCGAAAAUUCUAACGGUUCUCAUCGCCCAGCCCAGAGAUUUACCUCACAUGGCGGCAACAUCUAAAUCCGGAGAAGAUCCGAGUCUCUCUUAUACUCACCCUUCUCCUUUCAACAGCUUCGACCUACUCCAAUCUCUCGAUCCACGUCACCCUCCCUCGUCUACGAAUCGAACUUUCUCGGUCUCUGAGCCGCUUCCGAAUGCACAAUCGCCUCAAAUUCAAGCUCAAUCUUACUCCCCAAUCACUCACCAAUUCAAAAAUAGAAACAUACCUGGAGAAACCAUAGACAUAGCUAAAGUCAUUGUGAAGCAAGAAUCUCCUCUGGAGAAUCUUAAGCGUGGAAACAAGUCAAAGGUUACUAAACUAUCCAAAGCCUCCGUGAAGCGAGAAGCUCAACAACUUGGUGGACCUAAUGGAAGUAAUAACUGCCGUUACGAUAGUUCUCUAGGGUUGUUGACAAAGAAAUUCGUGAACUUGAUCAUAGAAGCCGAGGAUGGCUCACUUGACCUUAACCAUUGUGCGGAUGUAUUGGAGGUGCAGAAAAGAAGGAUAUAUGAUAUUACAAAUGUCCUUGAAGGAAUUGGAUUGAUAGAGAAAACUACAAAGAACCAUAUCCGUUGGAAGGGUGCUGACAAUCUUGGACAUUUGGAACUGGGAGAUCAAAUUUCUAGGCUUAAGUUAGAAGUAGAAAGUUUGCAAUCUGAGGAAAGCAGGUUGGAUGACCUUAUAAGGGAAAGACAAACAGCUCUGAGAUCCUUGGAGGAAGAUGAAUGUAGUAGAAGGUACAUGUUUAUGACAGAGGAAGAUAUAACAAGCCUUCCACGCUUUCAGAACAAGACCCUCCUGGCGAUUAAAGCUCCUACUGCUAGUUACAUCGAAGUUCCAGAUCCUGAUGAGGUGUUGAGUUUCCCGCAAAGACAAUACCGGAUGGUGAUUAGGAGUAGGAUGGGACCUAUUGAUGUCUACCUUUUAAGCAAAUACAAAGGCGAAAACAGUAGGGAAACAAAUGAGUCCGAUCAAAAUACUCCAACUGGAGUGGACACUCCUUCCUUGAAAAUAGUAACUUCAGAUACUGAUUUAAAAACAGAUUACUGGUUCGAGUCAGAGGCAGAAGUGAGUCUCACACAUUUAUGGAACACUUUUACUGAGAAUUAAGUUAUUGAAAACCUCAAAUUCCAAUUUCUGGAAAAGUAUUGAGUGAUAUAAAUCUACAUGUUACUUUUUUAUACGCCUUUGAGAUUGAAUCCUUAUAGUUUUGCUUUUAUUCCCUUUUAAUAAAACAUGAAACGUUCUAAUGUCAA
Messenger RNA from Raphanus sativus (radish), 1434 nucleotides. Its product is annotated as transcription factor E2FC. Bases 182 to 1288 code for a protein of 368 amino acids. The transcript is spliced from 13 exons. The record is from RefSeq and is a predicted model, not a curated record. Gene Ontology annotation, molecular function: RNA polymerase II cis-regulatory region sequence-specific DNA binding; protein dimerization activity; DNA-binding transcription factor activity, RNA polymerase II-specific. NCBI's taxonomy places the organism in Eukaryota, Viridiplantae, Streptophyta, Magnoliopsida, Brassicales, Brassicaceae. Gene Ontology annotation, biological process: regulation of transcription by RNA polymerase II. Gene Ontology annotation, cellular component: RNA polymerase II transcription regulator complex.